AGAUAUAUGUCUAAGAGAAUUGUGAUAGUAGGUCUACUCACUGGUCUACUAGUGUUUGUUUUCCGUGCGUUGGUGUACGAGGAGUCUGCACAAACAAGUUGGUUUACACAAAGGACAGCCACUGAAGGUACCAAUGGCCAUGUAGCGUCAGGCGGAACAAGUGAUGCAGCUGCUGUUGAACGCAUUCUUGUUCUUUAUGCAUAUUUUGAAUCUCCUGAACGAAAAGCCAACCUUCAAUUCUUCUUGGAUUUUGCCAUAAAGGACACAAAAAACAUUGAUUAUGUCAUCAUAGCGAAUGGGUUCACGUGUACAGCAGAUAUACCGACACAGGAUAACGUACAUGUGAUAAAACGAGAGAACAAUGGCUUUGAUGCGUGUGCAUGGAAACAGGGUCUUGAAAAGAUGAAGAGAGAAAAGGGAGAAAAUUGGUACAAAUAUGUAUUUUUUAUGAAUGCAUCAGUGCGUGGACCCUUCUUACCCACUUACUUAGCAGAUCAGGACUGGACUUCAUUAUUUACAAAACACUUAUCAGAAGACAUCAAACUAGUUGGAACAAGUAUUUGCUGUCCCCACCCAAGAUAUCCUAAAAAUAAGUUACAUUUGCAAUCAAUGUUUUUGCUUACUGACCUGGCUGGACUUAGGAUCGUUGAGCCUAUGCUUCAAUGUGGUUACACUGACAAACAAUCUGUAAUCGAUAACGUUGAAGUAAAACUGUCCCAAGCAUUUAUAGAAGCAGGGUAUAACAUUGCAUCAAUGUUGAAACGCUGGGAAGGUCACGACUUCCGAGAUGAGGAAACUACACGUAAGAUGUGCAAACAUGACAUCAAAGGGAAGCGUUAUGGAGAUCCAUACUUUCAAAAUUUGUAUUUUUCGAACAUUAAUAUAUCGCCAUUUGAGGUGAUAUUUUUUAAGACAAAUAGAAGGGUAAACAAUGACCUUGUAAACGCGUAUACUCAAAUGAUGUAUGAACAAAUUAAAAACAAGUUGGAAAAUUGAUAGGUGUUAUAUAACAGGUUGUCUGUCUGUAGAACUAUCAUGGUUUGUUGAACUAACACGG
Owenia fusiformis is the source of this 1057-nucleotide messenger RNA. Lineage: Eukaryota; Metazoa; Annelida; Polychaeta; Sabellida; Oweniidae. The record is from the annotation of a GenBank genome assembly.